This is a messenger RNA of Acyrthosiphon pisum (pea aphid), 1719 nucleotides long. RefSeq names its product zinc finger MYM-type protein 1-like. Bases 1 to 1719 code for a protein of 572 amino acids. NCBI's taxonomy places the organism in Eukaryota, Metazoa, Arthropoda, Insecta, Hemiptera, Aphididae. The record is from RefSeq and is a predicted model, not a curated record. The transcript is spliced from 4 exons. Gene Ontology annotation, molecular function: protein dimerization activity.
AUGUGUGUGUUAUACACUUAUACAUCGAAAGAUGAUGUUCGUGGAAAUUUUAAAGAUUUAGCUAUCUUAUUGGCAAAGUAUUCACCUCCAUUAUCAUGUCAUUUAACUGAAGUCCAAAUUAGGGGAAAACAUACACAACAUUUUGUAUCAUGGAAUCGGCAAAAUCAGUUGAUAUUAGCUAUUGCAACUAACAUUUGUAAUACAAUAAAAAAUAAAAUUUUGAAUGCAAAAUUUUUUGCUUUAUCUUUAGAUACCACAUUUGACGUGUCAAGAAAAGAGCAAUUGUCACUUGUUAUUCGGUAUAUAAAUAAAAGUAACGGUGUAGUCUGUGAACGGUUGAUAACUGUUAGAGAAACAUUAAUGACUACCGGUCAACAUUUAUUUACAGUUCUUGAUGAUAUAUGUAAAGAUAUGUGUUUAGAUUGGAAAACUUAUCUAAUUGGGCAAUCUUAUGAUGGUACUGCCUCAAUGAGAGGUGCAUACAACGGCUUACAAGCUAUUGUAAAAGAGCAUAAUUCAUCAGCUACUUACGUUUGGUGUUGGGCACACAAAUUUAAUUUGGUUAUAGUCGAUGCUGUAAGUUCCUGUUCACAAGCUAGAGACUUAUUUGGUACAUUGGAAACACUUUAUGAUUAUAUAGGCAGUAGUAAGAAGCGAGUAGGACUUUACUCGGCAUCCCAAAGAAAAAUAUAUCCUGGAAAGCCACUGCGAAGACUAAAAAGAGUAGAUACUACCCGAUGGACAUCACACUCAGCUGCUCUUUGUACGGUUUUCGACACAUAUGAUUCAAUCAUUGAUAUAUUAGAGGAUUUACAACACGAUUCUGAUCGUAUAUCGAGUGUCAAAGCUAGUAGCUUGAUAAAUUAUUUAUUGUCCGAGCGUUUUAUACUAACCGGUUUUAUUUUUAAGCAAAUUUUUGAAUUAACUAGCCCUUUAACUAAAUUUUUGCAAGGUGUUAAUAUUGAUUUGCUGGGUGCUAGUGAAUACGUAAAAUUGAUAUUAGAAAAAAUUCAUACAUUCAGAAGUGAGCAUCAAUUAAAAAAAUUGGUAGAAGAUAAAAAUACAUUUAUAGCGUCUAAGGCGAAUGAAUUAUCAUUCACUCCAUUAUCAUUAAACAGGAUAAGAAAAAAAAAAAUUCCAGGAGAAAAUAUAGCAGAUGAACAAAUCAAAAAAAGAUUAAAAGAAGUAGCAGAGCAGUCAAAUUUACCAACUGAUGCUUUUGAUGGAUUUGAAAUGGUCUAUGGGAAAUUUGUAAAAGCUGAUGAUUUAAGACAAAAAAUUCACAAAACAGAUGAUAUCGACGAAGAAAUAGAAACAAGUGAUAAUACUGAAAAUGAUAUUGAUCCAGAAGAUCUAGACUUAGCAACAAACCAAGGAAAUAUUUCGACGGUUUUUAAGGUGUGUCACCAAAAUGAUUUAAAAGAAGUGUUUCCAUCCAUUUAUAUUGCAUUAUGUAUAUGUUUAACUUUACCGGUUUCAAGUUCUUCUCCUGAAAGAGCCUUUUCUAAAUUGAAGCUAAUUAAAAGUAGAUUGAGAAGUAGUAUGGGAGAAGAUAGAUUAGAAUCACUUAUGCUUAUAUCAUGUGAAAAAGAUAUUAACAUUGAUAAUGAAGAGAGCAGUGUAGACCCAUGCGCCUUUUCCUGGCAAGUUCUCUCCGAAGAUACGUCAGCUCAGUCGUCCACCAGGGCUGGUUACCGACAUAACCGCCUGGGUGCUUAA